AUGACUGUGCUCCACUUGCACCUGUACCUCACUGCCUUGGGCUUCUGGAUGACGCAGCAGUCCAGCUCCUUCCUGCUGCCCAAUGCCACCGAGCUCCUGUCCCCCCCCGGGGGCAGAGCUGCGGGCCUGCUGUGGGGCGUGGGGGUCCCCCGGAGCCGUCGGAAGCGAUACCUCUCCCCCCAUGACAUGAGCGUGAUUUUGGACUACCAUAACCAAGUGCGAGCACAGGUGUCCCCCCCCGCUGCCAACAUGGAGUAUAUGGUGUGGGACGAGCGGCUGGCCAGGGCAGCGGAGGCAUGGGCUGCGCGCUGCCUGUGGGACCACGGGCCCCCCCAGCUAAUGAAAUACAUGGGGCAGAACCUCUCCAUCCACUCGGGCAGGUACCGCUCUGUUGUGGACAUGGUGAAAUCGUGGCACCAGGAGAAGCAGCACUACUCCUUCCCCCACCCCCGCGAGUGCAACCCCCGCUGCCCCUCCAAAUGCAGCGGCUCUGUCUGCAGCCACUAUACACAGAUGGUGUGGGCAUCCUCCAGCCGUCUGGGCUGCGCCCUCGGUGCCUGCACCAACGUGCGGGUGUGGGGCAGCACGUGGCGGCAUGCCGUCCUCCUCGUCUGCAACUACGCCAUCAAGGGCAACUGGCUGGGAGAAGCGCCAUACAAGUUGGGGCAACCGUGCUCAGCCUGCCCCCCCACCUACGGCGGGGGCUGCUCCAACAACAUGUGCUUCACCGGACUCAAAUCCAACCAAGUCAGCUGGUUCUAG
Haliaeetus leucocephalus (bald eagle) is the source of this 762-nucleotide messenger RNA. It is a transcript of the gene R3HDML, whose product is annotated as R3H domain containing-like. Lineage: Eukaryota; Metazoa; Chordata; Aves; Accipitriformes; Accipitridae. The transcript has 5 exons. The record is from RefSeq and is a predicted model, not a curated record. The coding region runs from base 1 to 762 and encodes 253 amino acids.